AUGUCAGCUAUUGUCCAAGAAUACUGUUGUCAGUAUACAGACCAAGUUCGGAAAAAACACAAAACCUGGCAUGAUGGAAAGUUGAAGUUCUAUACAGAAAAUAAUAGGUUCAUUCUAUAUUCUGAUCCAGAUUCAACACUACUAAGCAGUGCAUUUGUCACAAAUUCGAAAGAACUUGAAUCAAUUCUUGAUCAAGGGUCCUUUGGAUCUGCAGAGCAUCGUAUAUUCGGAAGAUAUAUUGUUAUCUUAGAAGAUCUCAUAUCCGAACAGCAUAAUGAUCCUUCAUCAGCUGUCCGUAAGCCUGUGGUAAAGAUAACUAAAAAGUUUCAUGUACCUAAUUUGGAGACGACAUCUCCACUAAAGAUAAACAAUCGACUAAUAUCAGGUCGAUUCAGUUCUGGUGAUACGAAAGGAAAAACUAGUCAUAUGGGAAUCGAAGCAUCACAACUAACACUGAAAUUUAAUAAGAAAUAUAAACGGCCUACAAUUAUGAGGCAAACUGGUAAUUCACUUCUCGAUUCUGAUUUAUCUAAAACUUGUGAUAAGAAUAAUGCAUUGUCAGCAGCCAGUCUUGAAAAUAACUCAAAAAAUAAAGAUCCACUUUUAUGUGACAAUUCUGAACCCAACUGCACGAAUAGCGAAAGGAAGAAAGGAAGGCCCAGCUCAUUCAAAGUUCAGAAAAGAUUAGGUCGCAUUCGGAAGAUUGAGCAUAAACCAAUUAAUAUUCCCCAAUGA
This is a messenger RNA of Nakaseomyces glabratus, 735 nucleotides long. RefSeq names its product Mte1p (gene MTE1). The record is from RefSeq and is a predicted model, not a curated record. Lineage: Eukaryota; Fungi; Ascomycota; Saccharomycetes; Saccharomycetales; Saccharomycetaceae. Gene Ontology annotation, biological process: double-strand break repair. Gene Ontology annotation, cellular component: site of double-strand break; nucleus.